AUGUCUCAAGUCUCAACCAAGGACGGCGUGUCAUUGUUCCCGCCGGAAUCGGAAGAAGUUAUCAUCUGUGCCCGAGAUGCCCUAUAUUAUCUCCCGACCACUGAUCAAGAUCGACCGAAGCUGUUACUCGACCUGGCCAAGCUCCUACUUCGUAGGUAUCGUGCGGCAACCGAAAGCGAUUCUACUCUAGACGAAUGGGACUCGACCAAAGACCUCAAAGAGGCCAUCCAGCUGGCAGAAGAGGCUGUUGAUCUUCUGCCUAAGGAGAUCACAGACAGAGUCCAUGCUUUGCACUUUCUUUCCAUUUCUUAUGUGUAUCGCUUUUGGGACACGAAGUCAACUGCCCUCCUGCAAAAAGCCAUUAAGCUCAUGCAGGAGGUCAUGGAUCUCACAUCUCUCGAUGACCCGAAACGACAAGAUUGUAUAGAGGAGCCCUGCGACACCGAUGGAAACCAGGGCAUAGGUACCGUGGCAGAACGCGCGAUCGACCAGGCAAUACAACUCGGGAAAGAGGCCUUGGCCGCGCUGCCAUCGGGUAGUCCUGAUCGUGCUGCAUGUCUCGACUCUUUAGCUCGACACUUGGUCAGUCGGUUCGAGGUAAAGCAGGAGAUUGAUGAUUUAGAGUCGGCUAUCGCACUUACAGAGGAGGCAGUUGAAACAAGUGAGUAUGAUUUCGAAUGUGCACGAUACUUGAACCGUCUCGCCUUAUCACUUGCUUCGGAAAGACGAAGGCCGGCAAUCGUCUAUCUAAAUGAAGCCAUUGAGGCCGCGCACGCGGCUGCAGAAACGGCGAGAGAUGACAACGAAGGCCUCGCUGAAUAUUUAUUUGAUUUGGCUGAGCUUUUGGAGUCAAGAUACCAAGAAGCAUCGUCAAUCGACGACUUGAAUUGCGCCAUUGAACUGGCAGAAGACGCUGUUGACAGGCUACCAAAAGGCCAUAGGGACCGCCCUGGAUACCUAGAUGGACUAUCUGGAUAUUUUUGUUCCAGAUGGAGAAAAGCAAAUACCGAGGAAGAUGUUGAAGCUGCAAUCCGAUGUGGACGGGAGGCUGCUAUCGAUGCAGUUGAAGGGAACGGAGCUCUGUUAUCGAAGCGUCUGUGCACCUUUGCAUCUCUUCUUGUCUCGAUGUUUGAGCUAGAAGGUGACAUGAAUGAUCUGGAUGAAGCAAUUGAAACUAUGGAAGAGGCGAUAGAUGCCGGCUCAAAUAAUGAAGUUGAGCAACCUCAGUACUUGGAGUUUUUGUCGAACCUUCUUGUCUACCGCUAUCCCGAGAUUCAUGAACUGGACGUCUUGGAUCUUGCGAUACCAAUGCAGCAGGCGAUCUUGCAAUGCAUUCCGCAUCAUGAUCAACACCGAGCGAAGUACAUACACGAGCUGGCGAUUGACUUCCUCGCAAGAUUCAAGUGGAAGCGAUCAAGGGACGAUCUAGAAACUUCGAUUCAGCUUCAUAGAGAGGCCAUAAAAGCUCUGUCAGAGCACCCAGAAAGUCAUUUGCUUGAGGCCACACUUAUUCAUGAUCUGAGCGUGUGUCUCAUGUUCAGGUUUGAAAUAACGCUGGCAAUGUCCGACUUGGAUGAAGGGGUUGGUCUAGGGGAAGAGGCCGUGUGCAAAAACAUGACCAUCAAUCCUCACUAUAAAUUCACUUUAGUUCAUCACAUUAUGGAGAGAUACAAGAGUACAAGCAGCUCCACUGACUUGAGCAAGGCAAUCGGUUUGAUGGCUUCUGUCGCCGAUAUGUUGACUGAUGACAUUUCAAUGGAUGGUCAGUAUCUCAAUUUUCUCGCGAUGUGCUUGGAGGCUAGGUUCAAACAUCAUGGAAUUGCAGCGGACCGGGAAUUGGCUCAUGGGAUUCAGAAAAAGGCUAUAACUGCACAAUGGGAAGAUGACAUCGACAAGGCAUAUCAUUUAAACAAUUGGGCGAGCACAUUGGAGCUCCGGUACCAACGAACUCAGAAUCAGAGUGACUUGAGAGAGUCCAUGAGCGCCCUACAGGCGGCGAUUGAGUUACUUCCGGACGGAAAUCCUGCGCGAGUCACAAUUCUCACGAACUUGGCUUUGGCGUUUCAUGACAAAUAUCCUCUAGAGGAUGGUGACCUCGAUACCGCCAAAGCCCUGUGCGAGAAGGCCUUUGACCUGGAAAGCGGCUCCCCCUUUGACCGCGCCCGUGCAGGACUACAUGGUCUUGAUCGAUGCAUUUUGAGUGAAGACUGGUUAGGGGCGAGAUCAUUUCUAGAAAAGUUGGUCAGACUGCUACCAAGGUUGUCUGCUACUACAUUGCCGAGAAGGGAUCAGCAGCGCAUGCUAGCGCCUGCUAGCCACAUUCCCUCCGAUGCAGCUUCGAUGGUGCUAAAGACGAACGGAACCGCUACUCAGGCCUUGGAGAUUCUUGAAGCCGGACGAGGUAUAAUUGCCAGUUUCAUCAUCAGUUCUCGAAGCGAUAUCUCUGAGUUGAAGGAGCUUCACCCUGAGCUAUACUCAAAAUACAACAGGGCAAGAGAUCAGGUGUGCAUGCCUUGGGAAGAUCAGACUCAACGUGCCUCGACCCUGAGCGAGAUCGUCUUGAAUACCCCGAAGAAUACCUACGAGAGCAACAAGAGUAGUGUUUCUAUGCGAAUCUCCCAGCGCUACCGGGACACAACGCAGCUCAAAGAAUUGGAAAGCAUCAUUCGAGAGCAGGAAGGGUUUGAGCGAUUCCUUCUGCCUCCUACCCCAGCAGCGCUCAUUGACUUGGCGCACCGCGGCCCAAUUGUAGUCUUCAAUUGCACGGAAUACCGCAGCGACGCCCUACUCAUUACCCAACCAGGUGGAAUUGCUGCGCUGCCCUUGGAGAGGCUCAAGUUUCGUGAACUGAAGAAAAAUGUCAAAAAGUUCAUCGGAGAUAAGAAGCUAACAGUGGGCUUAUCAUCGACAAAAGCUCAGCGUCAGAGAGAACUGCAGCAAGUCCUCGAGUGGCUCUGGGAGAUCGCAGUGCAUCCUGUGCUCGAUAAUCUCGGAUUACUCCCAGCAAAGGUCCCCAAGCACCCUUCGCACAUAUGGUGGGUGACGAGCGGACAAAUGGGUCUUAUGCCUCUCCACGCGGCGGGAGAUUCCAAGCGAUCAACUUCAGACUACGUGGUAUCCAGUUACAUUCCUACUUUGAAGGCUCUACAGUAUGCCCGAGAAAAAGAUUUACAAUAUCUCCGGGAGCCAAACACCCGAAUGCUCAUCACAGCAAUGCCACGGACAGUUGGCCUCAACCCACUUGGAACGGGGAAAGAGGUUCAGUUGAUCAGAAAAGCUGUGCAGGGAUCUAGUUCGAUUGUUCCAUCUACUCUCACGCAGCCCUCUAAAGCCGAAGUGCUACAAGAGAUCAGCAAAUGUGCCCUUGUUCAUUUCGCAUGCCAUGGGAUUCCGGAUACCAAACACCCAGAGCAAGGCAGUCUUUUCUUAGGAGCCAGCACAGCUCUAGAGCCAGAGCGCCUCACCAUUCAGGAAUUGUCGAACAUGCGUCACGACCUUGGGCAGAUAGCGUAUCUGUCUGCGUGCUCAACGGCGGAGAAUGCGUCCGUAGACCUCGCCAACGAAGCUAUCCACAUCGCUAGUGCGUUCCAACUGUUAGGGUUCCCGCAUGUCAUUGGUACCUUGUGGGAGGCUGAUGAUAAGUGCGCAACUGAGGUUGCAGGUGCAUUCUACGAAAGCUUGGUCGAUCAAUUGAAACAAAGUGGACCAGAGGUUAGCCACGAUGUAGUUGCGUAUGCUCUACAUUUUGCUGUCAGAAGGGUGAAAAAGAGGAAGCCAGUAAACAUCAUUGGAUGGGCUCCGUUCGUCCAUAUCGGGGCCUAG
Aspergillus steynii IBT 23096 is the source of this 3822-nucleotide messenger RNA. RefSeq names its product CHAT domain-containing protein. The transcript has 5 exons. The record is from RefSeq and is a predicted model, not a curated record. Bases 1 to 3822 code for a protein of 1273 amino acids. Gene Ontology annotation, molecular function: protein binding. NCBI's taxonomy places the organism in Eukaryota, Fungi, Ascomycota, Eurotiomycetes, Eurotiales, Aspergillaceae.